This is a messenger RNA of Pseudo-nitzschia multistriata, 1924 nucleotides long. NCBI's taxonomy places the organism in Eukaryota, Bacillariophyta, Bacillariophyceae, Bacillariales, Bacillariaceae. The record is from the annotation of a GenBank genome assembly.
GUACGGUGAGUACGUACGUACUGCACUCGUACUGAUUUCCAUCUGUUCUUCCUUAGACGAAGCUUACGGUACCGGUACGAUUCAUCCAUUUCGUUCAUUGAUUGAUCGGCGCAAGAAGAAAAGCCGAUGCGAAUUCGCAAACCAAAAAGUGCGAUUCCUUGGUUUGUAUGCAGUAGCAUGGGGGAUGCCUGUAGCAAAGAACAAUGAACAGAGACAGAGUGUGCAGCAGCGCUAGUGGCAGCAGAUACCGUUUGUUGGGUGUCGCUGCCAUUGCAGCAAUGAUCUUCGUCGCAACGGCAAUCUCGGAUGGCCCGCAUCCAAAAUGGUUUGCACAGGCUUUUUCGGUCGGCAGAACGAGCCAUGCUCGUGCGUCGGCAAGAAGGCGGGGAUCGACGUCCAUUCGACCGUCCGUGCUAGCGGCGAGUCGUCCCGAUGGCGACAACGCCAGCACGAACGAGUGGGUUUCCUAUUUCGAGGAGGUCUUCAACAACAGCAACAGCGACCUCGGCGAGGACGACGACCACCGAGGCUCUGCCGGAAGCAACGGCAGGACCGGUGAGAAGGAAGCGGUGGGGUUCCAAACUCCGGUGACGACCUACGCGAACGCCCUGGACCUUCUCGAUGCCAUCGACGGGGCACCGCCGGACGAUCUGACCGCCGUGCUCUUUUUUGCCCAUUAUUGCAAGACCUGCCACCGGGCGAACAUUCCCUUCAAGCAGCUGGCGUACGAGCACGGUGGCAGUGGCAGUGGCAGUGACAGCGAUAGUGAUGCUAACGGGUCUGGGGUCCGCUUUCUGCGCUUCGAAACCUCCUCCCUCUCCCCGAACCAGUUUCGGUCCCUCGGCCUCGAGCGGGUUCCCUUUCUGCAGAUCUAUCGCCGUGGAGUCUGUGUGGCCUCCUUUUCCGCCACAAAGGCCACGGGCCCGACCACCACCAAAAUGGUCCUGCGGUCGCGCCUGUCGGAGCACCUCGAGGCCUGCAAGCGCCGGUCCGAUGCCGACUGGUCGGCCUUUCGGAGGCGCUACGCGGGAGACAUCGAGGCCAACGCCUCCGCCAGGAGGAGGCUCCGGGCCGAGCUGGUGGCCGGUGGUGGCAUCGAUGCCGACAUGGACAUGGACAUGGACAUGGGCAUGGACAUCGACACGGACCCUGGCACUGGCGCAAGCCAAGCAACCAAACACGAACGAUUGUAUCGGUCCGUUCGAACCCUGACGUCGGAGGCCGAGUUGUUGGAUCUUGUUGUUGGCGACACCAACGACAGUGGCGACGAAACGCUCGUGGUCAUGUUCCAUUCCCACUUCGACCCGUCCUGUCUCCGGGCGCAGCACAAGUUCCGCAAGAUCGCCGACGAGCGAAGGCAGAAACACCAACAGCAGGACACACCAAUGGCCUCCCGGUGCAGGAUGGUUCGGAUCGAAUCCUCCCUCCUGUCCGACGAGACGCUGAACCACCUGGGCAUUCGGCGAUACCCCCACAUCCAAAUAUACCGAGGAGCUCCCGAUUUCGGUGGGCGGGUCACCAGCGGGGACGUCCACCAUGCCCGGACCAGAGCGAAAGAAUGCGCGGCCUCGUUUUCCGUUCCGCGGUCCUUUCUUUUUGGCAAAAUGCUCCACGAGUCCCUGGACGCCAUCGACGAGCGAACGCCGGAGGAAUGGGAAAAAUUCUACGAGCAGCACGGCGACGAGAUCGAGGCCCAGCAGGCCGGGCUGGAGAGGAUUGUUCGGAAAACCAGUAAGAGACACGACCGCCCCGGGCAGUAGUGGCAGACAAAGAAUGCCCGUUGCACCAUGGUGCGAUUGCCGUGCAAAUCAUGUUGUUGCAGAUUUAUACACAUCGGAUCAGCAGAAGACGCGUGGAAAAUGAAUCUCUUUGUGAUAAUGUUAAUUGAUGCAUUAUGUAAUUUUAAUAUAUGAUAAUGAAUGGU